AUGUCGCUCGGGGAUGUGAGGGGCAUUCAGGAUCCUCUGCUCCGGACCGAUGCCAUUCGCGAAACUUUUGCUCGCAACAACACAGCCCAGCAGCAGCUCAAUGACUCCAGUAAUGACGAGUCCCAGGAAACGACCGCAACCCACGAUAGCGACCGCGACCGCGUCUUCACCCCACCAGAGAGCGAUAGCGGCGCAAGUAGUGGUCCGGUGCAUGCCAAUGGAAAUGGAUCAAGUCAGGAAUCACAGUUAUUUCAGUUGUCAGAACUAGCUGCUGCCCAGGAAAAGAUGACCGAGGCCGCUCAGUCAAGAAAGAGGACGGCGGAUGGUGCGGUCAAAUAUACCAGAGACAGUAUGAGUACUUCUCCUGUUCGCGCGUCUGGGCACUCUAGGAAUACGAGCACAGUGAGCGCGACUUCCACAACCGGGAGUCGCAUUGGCGAGCUCUCGGCUGAACUCAAAGCGAAAUUGUCAUAUGCCAUGAUGAAGGUCAACCAUGGCUGGCAAAGCAAUUCUAUCGACGAAGUAGAGUCACUUGCGUCGCAAGCUGCUUCGCCGAUUUCUAGCACAUCGACUAUACAUGGGCGGCCUGGCGCAAACCCAAGCCCCAGGUUAUCAUUGACAGCAAUGCGCCAAGGAACACAGAGCGCAGGUAUCAGUCCAGUUGGCUUGCAAGCAUCGCAAGGACGUGCCAACGAGGCAUUCUGGCGUGACACGAACGUCGCACCUCAGAACCACUCUGUUUCGCCGCCAGCUUCACAAGCCUCUAUGCUGGCUCCUCCAGCCGCUAUUCAACCAGGACGGUCCGGUCAUCUCAACCCGCGUCGCAACUCAAAUGCGCGACACACUCCGGCUUACCUUUCCCACCAAGCCUCGCCUCGCAGCCCGGCUCAGCCAAGUCCCCUUCAAAGUACCCCUGGUACAGCUACCUUGAGGACACCGCAAGUCGAUCAAAUGGUCUUUUCUCCACACCAGAACGUCCGCGAGCAGGAAGCGCUGGAAACCCUCCUGUUCAUGAGCAGUCCGGGCAACUCGGCGAAUAUGAAACAUGCGUUACCGUCUUCGGCGCAACAAGGACCCAACAAUAUUCAGGCACAUCGGACAGCUCUUCCUACAUCUAGAUUAGCACCGAAUAGCCAACCACGAAAGACCCUGCCAACAAUACGGCACCAUGCCCACGGCUCGAUUGGAAAGCGUGUAGGUUUUGAGAAAUCGCCGGGUAGGGUCAGCGAAAUGGACGUGGAUGACCACUAUGCAUCGCCUCGGGGAACACCACGGCGGAAGACGUUUAGCGGAUCUCGACCAUCAUUAUCCGUACCUGCUGGACUGAACGCACCAUCCAGGCCGCGACCACAGCUACAAGAUGCCGAUAUUGAACGAAUGCUCGAUCGGGUGGCUGCAGAUGAUAGUUCGGACUCGGAAAGCGAGAUCUCUCUACCAGCAGGCUGA
This is a messenger RNA of Pestalotiopsis fici W106-1, 1446 nucleotides long. RefSeq lists its product as uncharacterized. The transcript has 2 exons. Gene Ontology annotation, cellular component: cytoplasm; SBF transcription complex. Gene Ontology annotation, molecular function: transcription coregulator activity. Bases 1 to 1446 code for a protein of 481 amino acids. NCBI's taxonomy places the organism in Eukaryota, Fungi, Ascomycota, Sordariomycetes, Amphisphaeriales, Sporocadaceae. The record is from RefSeq and is a predicted model, not a curated record.